AAUGUUCAAAGCUCUCUCUUUCGCACCGCCAGUGGCCAGUUUCAGGCGGCCGCAAGUUGAAUAAGAAGGUGAGUCGUAGUCGGAGUUCGGAUUUGAGCCUUGGCCGGAGCAGAGAAGCUGAGCUUGAUUGCCGGAGAUGCGCGGGGCUUGAGUUUCUUCAAUAAAAACGGGAUCGUUCUGCUUGAGGAGAGCGUUCUUCUGGCAUGAGAAUUAGGAGUUUAGAGGCCAUUAUCUGAGUUGCGAUUCCAUUUUGAAAAUUUUCAUGCUCUUUUUACUUUUUAGCUGCUCAUGCCGGUAGAAUUUGAGGGUUCCUCUGUUAUGACUAUGUCGAACUCUGCCUCCGGUGAGACUAGUGUCUCGUCCGGCCAUCUUGCGGCAGCAGCUUCCCUUCUGCCACCGCCGAAGAAAAAGAGGAAUCUUCCCGGAAUGCCAGAUCCGGAUGCGGAAGUUAUUGCGUUAUCUCCAAAGACUUUAAUGGCGACGAACAGAUUCGUGUGCGAGAUCUGCAAUAAAGGGUUUCAGAGGGACCAGAAUCUACAACUUCACCGUCGAGGGCAUAACUUGCCAUGGAAGCUCCGGCAGCGAACAGGGAAAGAGGUGAAGAAGAGGGUCUAUGUAUGCCCAGAACCCAGUUGCGUACACCACGACCCUUCUCGAGCUCUCGGUGAUCUCACCGGUAUUAAAAAGCAUUUUUGCCGCAAACACGGCGAGAAGAAGUGGAAGUGCGACAAGUGCUUGAAGAAGUACGCCGUUCAGUCCGACUGGAAAGCGCACGCCAAGACUUGCGGAACAAGGGAGUAUCGCUGCGACUGUGGAACUCUAUUCUCACGGAGGGAUAGCUUCAUAACACACCGCGCUUUCUGCGACGCACUUGCGGAAGAAAGCGCAAGGACGCAGACGAACGCCGUGGCGGUAGCGGCGGAGAAAGAGUCAAAGCUGGCGGUGACGGCGCCUGCAAACUUGCAAGAGAAGCAGAUGGCGCCGCCUCCGCCGCCGUCGGAUCAGAAAGAGCCGGAAAACGCCGCAGGAAUUCUCCAAUACCUUCCCCAGCCGCCGCUGGCGCCAGUAUCCAUGUCCAUGAAUUGCAGCAACAGCAGCUGCACUACCACAAGCUGCGGAAGCAGCAGCCUCUUUGCAUCCACGGUCGCAACGCAAAGAACAUCUUUCUCGGAUCUCAUCGGUUCUAUGAGCCGGCCGGAAGUGGAACCCCCUUCCCUCUGCCUCUCCUCUAAUGGCCCUUCAUCUCUGUUCCCUCCAGCACCAGAUCGCCGUCAAUUCCCUGCGCUACAGCCCUCAGCUCAUAUGUCGGCCACUGCGCUACUGCAGAAAGCUGCUCAGAUGGGUGCCGCGGCAUCAGGUUCCUCCUUCCUCCGUGGCUUUGGCCUUGCCGCUUCGACUUCUCCUUUAGCCGCUGGUGGUGGUGGGGAGGCCCAGUGGCCUGAACCGGCAUCGAUGUCAGCUGGGCUUGGGCUGGGUCUCCCUUACGAUAGUGGCUGCGCCGCCGCCGGGCUGCCGGAUAUGAUGAUGGGUUCAGCCGCCCUUUUUGGUUCGAAACCAGCUGCGACGCUGGACUUCCUGGGACUUGGUCCGUCCGGUGGCGCGAACGCCGGCGGUCUAUCGGCGUUUAUCAACUCUAUCGGCGGGGGAGGACUCGAAGCCUAUAGCAGUGGUCGAAGCUCGUCACCAGUUAAGACCUGGGAUGGCGGCGGCGGCGGCGAUGUGAAGGCCAAUGGCAGGGCAAUUCUAUAAUCAUCGCAUUCACUGAUUUUCUUUGGAAGAAGUGUUCAAGUUGAGAUCUUUUUUGCCGUGUAACGCUCAGUGUGAAUCUGGUGGAAGUGGGAGUUCAGAGCUAAAGAUUUGGGGAAUCGGUGAUGCGAUUUUUUAAAAACAAAUCUGAGUUAGCUUCUUUUAAGCUAAGCAUCGAGAUGAAGAAACUGGACAAAAGAGGCAUUUCUUCUACUUCGGAGAGCUCAUCCUAAAAGUUUCUUCUUUGUUUGCUCUGUAAGUAAUAAAUAGAGCUGGAAAAUAGAAACAGGACUGUAAUUUUGUAGCUGUGGCUCUUAUCCUUAAAAUGCAGAUUAUAUUUUUGGUUUUUUUUUUUUAAA
This is a messenger RNA of Dendrobium catenatum, 2105 nucleotides long. Its product is annotated as zinc finger protein GAI-ASSOCIATED FACTOR 1. The transcript is spliced from 4 exons. Gene Ontology annotation, molecular function: DNA-binding transcription factor activity. Bases 289 to 1749 code for a protein of 486 amino acids. Lineage: Eukaryota; Viridiplantae; Streptophyta; Magnoliopsida; Asparagales; Orchidaceae. Gene Ontology annotation, cellular component: nucleus. The record is from RefSeq and is a predicted model, not a curated record.